Callithrix jacchus (white-tufted-ear marmoset) is the source of this 10380-nucleotide messenger RNA. RefSeq names its product salt inducible kinase 2 (gene SIK2). Gene Ontology annotation, molecular function: tau-protein kinase activity; magnesium ion binding; ATP binding. The record is from RefSeq and is a predicted model, not a curated record. NCBI's taxonomy places the organism in Eukaryota, Metazoa, Chordata, Mammalia, Primates, Cebidae. Gene Ontology annotation, cellular component: cytoplasm. Gene Ontology annotation, biological process: protein phosphorylation; intracellular signal transduction; microtubule cytoskeleton organization.
AUUCGCUGUGUGACCUUGGCAAUUCCCUUUAUUCCUUGCGGUCUGCUUCGUCCUCUGGAGAAAAAAAAAAUUGGAUUACAGAAAUAUUUCUUAACCUUUUCAGGGUCACCAACACGUUUGGGAAUCUGAUAGAAGCUACGAGUCCAUCUCUGCAGAGACAUGCUCACAUAAGCAAAAACUGGCCUGUGCUGUAGGGAGUUCCAGACUUGGAAGCUCAUUUGAGGCUCCAAAUCUCUGGAUUGAGUGAUCUCCAAGGUCUCUUCAGCGCUGACAUAUAUAGUGAGUCUAUAAGCGACCGUACUGCUGUCAGAAUGACUCCUAGGAGACAUCAAAGCGUGGAGGGGUUUAUUAUAGAUAGAAGCGAGAUGAGAAAAGGAUACAAAGGAAACAGCCUGUGAGCAACGCAUUGCUCAGCCACAGUUCUUUGCCGGUGCCAAAUUUAGGGCUGGCUGUCCUUGUAGGUGAGAGGUUUUGGCGGGAAGGUCCCCGGGUGGGCAGAGAACGCCGGGAUGGGGAAGGAGACCUCAGGCCGCAUCCAGGUCUCUGCACCGCUCUGCACGGUCCGCCAGGGCUCGCUCUUGCCCUUCGCCUGGAAGGCCGAGGAAUGGAGCGGGCCGGGCGGCGACCCCGCCCCUGGCAGCGGCGAGGCGGAGAGGCGAGAGGAGGGCGUCUGAGCCCGGAAGGAGUGCGCCGGUCCGGCCCGCGCCCCUCCCCGCGCGCCUCCCCCCACUCUCCCCCUCCCGUCGCCGACAACGGCGGUGCUCUGGUCGCCAUGGUGACCAAUCCAGGCCCGGGCCCGCCCCCGUCCCCCUUCCCCGGCCCCCUGACGUCGGCGCACGUCAGCGGCGGCGCGCGCCUGGCUGGGCCCUGCGGAGCGGGAGGGAAGGAGCGAAGGAGCAAGCGGAGCGGCCGUCGCCCCAGCCGAGAAGCGCUGCCAGCCCUCCCGCCCGCCCGCCCGCGCUCCUGUCCGCCGUGUCUAGCAGCGGGGCCCAGCAUGGUCAUGGCGGAUGGCCCGAGGCACUUGCAGCGCGGGCCGGUCCGGGUGGGGUUCUACGACAUCGAGGGCACGCUGGGCAAGGGCAACUUCGCUGUGGUGAAGCUGGCGCGGCACCGGAUCACCAAGACGGAGGUGGCCAUAAAAAUAAUCGAUAAGUCUCAGCUGGAUGCAGUGAACCUUGAGAAAAUCUACCGAGAAGUACAAAUAAUGAAACUGUUAGACCACCCUCACAUAAUCAAACUUUAUCAGGUAAUGGAGACCAAAAGCAUGUUGUACCUUGUGACAGAAUAUGCCAAAAAUGGAGAAAUUUUUGACUAUCUUGCUAAUCAUGGCCGGCUAAAUGAGUCUGAAGCCAGGAGAAAAUUCUGGCAAAUCCUGUCUGCUGUUGAUUAUUGUCAUGGUCGGAAGGUUGUGCACCGUGACCUCAAAGCUGAAAAUCUCCUGCUGGAUAACAACAUGAAUAUCAAAAUAGCAGAUUUCGGUUUUGGAAAUUUCUUUAAAACUGGUGAACUUCUGGCAACAUGGUGUGGCAGCCCCCCUUAUGCAGCCCCAGAAGUCUUUGAAGGGCAGCAGUACGAAGGACCACAGCUGGACAUCUGGAGUAUGGGAGUUGUUCUUUAUGUCCUUGUCUGUGGAGCUCUGCCCUUUGAUGGACCAACGCUUCCGAUUUUGAGGCAGAGGGUUCUGGAAGGAAGAUUUCGGAUUCCAUAUUUCAUGUCAGAAGAUUGCGAGCACCUUAUUCGAAGAAUGUUGGUCCUAGAUCCAUCCAAACGGCUAACCAUAGCUCAAAUCAGGGAGCAUAAAUGGAUGCUCAUUGAAGUUCCUGUCCAGAGACCUGUUCUCUAUCCACAAGAGCAAGAAAACGAGCCAUCCAUCGGGGAGUUUAAUGAGCAAGUUCUGCGGUUGAUGCACAGCCUUGGAAUAGAUCAGCAGAAAACCAUUGAGUCUUUGCAGAACAAGAGCUAUAACCACUUUGCUGCCAUUUAUUUCUUGUUGGUGGAGCGCCUGAAAUCACAUAGGAGCAGUUUCCCAGUGGAGCAGAGACUUGAUGGCCGCCAGCGCCGGCCUAGCACUAUUGCUGAGCAAACAGUUGCCAAGGCACAGACUGUGGGGCUCCCAGUGACCAUGCAUUCACCCAACAUGAGGCUGCUGCGAUCCACCCUCCUUCCCCAGGCAGCCAACAUGGAGGCCUUUUCAUUUCCAGCAUCUGGCUGUCAGGCGGAGGCAGCAUUCAUGGAAGAAGAGUGUGUGGACACCCCAAAGGUAAAUGGCUGUCUGCUUGACCCCGUGCCUCCUGUCCUGGUACGGAAGGGGUGCCAGUCACUGCCCAGCAACAUGAUGGAGACCUCCAUUGACGAAGGGCUGGAGACAGAAGGAGAGGCUGAGGAAGACCCCACUCAUGCCUUCGAGGCAUUUCAGUCCACGCGCAGUGGGCAAAGACGGCACACUCUGUCAGAAGUGACCAAUCAGUUGGUCAUGAUGCCUGGGGCAGGGAAAAUUUUCUCCGUGAACGACAGCCCCUCCCUUGACAGUGUGGACUCAGAGUACGAUAUGGGGUCUGUUCAGAGGGACCUGAACUUCCUGGAGGAUAACCCUUCCCUUAAGGACAUCAUGUUAACCAAUCAGCCCUCACCCCGCGUGACAUCUCCCUUCAUAAGCCUCAGACCUACCAACCCAGCCAUGCAGGCUCUGAGCUCCCAGAAGCGAGAGGUCCACAACAGGUCUCCAGUGAGCUUCAGAGAGGGCCGCAGAGCAUCAGAUACCUCCCUCACCCAAGGAAUUGUAGCAUUUAGACAACAUCUUCAGAAUCUGGCUAGAACCAAAGGAAUUCUAGAGUUGAACAAAGUGCAGCUGCUGUAUGAACAGAUAGGACCAGAGGCAGACCCUAACCUGGCACCCACAGCUCCUCAGCUCCAGGACCCUGCUAGCAGCUGCCCUCAGGAGGAAGUUUCUCAGCAGCAGGAAAGCGUCUCCACUCUCCCUGCCAGCAUACAUCCUCAGCUGUCCCCACGGCAGAGCCUGGAGACCCAGUACCUGCAGCACAGACUCCAGAAGCCUGGCCUUCUGUCAAAGGCGCAGAACACCUGUCAACUUUAUUGCAAAGAACCACCACGGAGCCUGGAGCAGCAGCUGCAGGAACACAGGCUCCAGCAGAAGCGACUCUUUCUCCAGAAGCAGUCUCAACUGCAGGCAUAUUUUAAUCAGAUGCAGAUAGCAGAGAGCUCCUACCCGCAGCCAAGUCAGCAGCUGCCCCUUCCCUGCCAGGAGACUCCAUCGCCUUCUCAGCAGGCCCCACCGUUCAGCCUGAGCCCGGUCCUGGAGCCCUCCUCUGAGCAGAUGCAAUACAGCCCUUUCCUCAGCCAGUACCAGGAGAUGCAGCUUCAGCCCCUGCCCUCCACUUCAGGUCCCCGGGCUGCUCCUCCGCUGCCCACACAGCUACAGCAGCAGCAGCCACCACCGCCACCACCACCGCCACCGCCACGACAGCCAGGAGCUGCCCCAGCCCCCUUACAGUUCUCCUAUCAGACUUGCGAGCUGCCAAGCGCUGCUUCCCCUGCACCAGACUAUCCCACUCCCUGUCAGUAUCCUGUGGAUGGAGCCCAGCAGAGCGACCUCACAGGGCCAGACUGUCCCAGAAGCCCAGGACUGCAAGAGGCCCCCUCCAGCUACGACCCACUAGCCCUCUCUGAGCUACCUGGACUCUUUGAUUGUGAAAUGCUGGAUGCUGUGGAUCCACAACACAACGGGUAUGUCCUGGUGAAUUAGUCUCAGCACAGGAAGUGAGGUGGGUCAGGUGACGGAAGAGUGUAUGUUUCUAUUUUUAUUCCAGCCUUUUCAAUUUAAAGCUUAUUUUCUUGCCCUCUCCCUAAUGGGAGAAAUCAAGUCACCCAAUGGAAUCAGAGGGCCUGGCUGGGGUGGAUGCUCCUCCUGGUUCUGCCCCACCACAAAGUUUUCUGUGGCAAGUGCUGGAACAUAGUUGUAGGCUGAGGCCCUAAUGUCAAGGGAGCAAGCCCUCGAGGGAGGCACUCAGUUCCUAAGAAGACACUCAGACCCAGGUUUUAUGCCGGAUUACAUCAGUUUAUCAUCAAGGGCAACCUUGGUGAGAGCAGAAAAGGUGUGUGCUAUGGCAUAUAUAUGGGGAAAAAAGGCAAUAUAGUUUUCACUGAAGGUGAGCAACAACAUAUUGCUACAAGGCAUAUCAAGAAGACAUCAGGAGAUCAGGUGCACAGGGAAUCAAAAGCUGUGCUUUGUCAUUGAAUCUGAAGUUCUUACCUGCUGAUGCAAGUUGCUACCCAAGGCCGUCACAAAGCAGUGGAUCGGGGCCACUACGUAACAGCUGCUACCCCUGAGACCACCUUCAUGUCCAUUCAGGAGCAGGUGACACACGUCUUCAGAAGGUGCCCUGGGUUGCCGAGUGUCAGAAUAUACUCAGGACUCCAAAGGUGUCACACAUGGAACUGACAGGAGACCCGCCACAGUGGAGGCAGGGGGAAAGAAACUCAAGAAAGCAUCAAGAGCACCAGCCCUGGGCCAGGGAGGACGGGCUCUUCCUGCAGUCUCCUGGACCCUGCUGGCUUGGGGGCAGUCGGUCUCCAGGGUACCUGUUGUCUCUUUUCCAAUGUAAUAACUACUUUGACCUUACACUAUAUGUUGCUAGUAGUUUAUUAAGCUUUGUAUAUUUGGACAGUUUCAUAUAGGGCUUAGAGAUUUUAAGGACACGAAAAAAGAACUUUUACAUCCCAUGUGAAGUGGUAGUGCUGUGCCUUUCCCCCAGAUCAUGCUUUAAUUCUUUCUUUUCUGUAGAAACCAACAGUUUCCAUGUAUGUCAAUGCUAAAUCCAAAGUCACUUCAGAGUUUGUUUUCCACCAUGUGGGAAUCAGCAUUCUUAAUUUCCUUAAAGUUUUGACUGUAAUGAAAUGUUCAAGUAUUACAGCAAUAUUCAAAGAACCACAGAUGUGUUAACCAUUUAGGCAGAUCAUCUGCCAAACUCGUUAUAUUCCUAAUAAAACUUAACCAGUGCUUACAAUUCAGUCAUCAAAGUAAGUGAAAAAUAGAUGCCACAGCUAGCUAACUGUAUCCCUAGAAGUGAUGAGUCAUUUGUCGUUUGGACAGUUAACAUCCGGGUGUUACAAAUCCAGUGUUAAUUCUAAAGAUCGUUUCUGCCCUUCAGAAUGGCUUGUUCCAUCAGCAGAUGAGUGUGUUAAGCACAAAGCAUCUUCUUUAAAGCACAGAGACACUAACUGAUGCUGCAUCUAGAAAACACCUUUAAGUUGCCUUUCCUCUUUGUAGUUAAUGUCCAGGCAGGUGAGGACGCAUGGAAAGCCUAAGGGGUUCCGUUCUGGCCAUGCGAACCCCCGUCGGUAACCUGAGCAGUCCCUGUUGCUGGCCAGAGGUUGCCUAGUCGCCAGCCCUCACCAUGGGUGCCAGGAUGCUUCGCAGAGGCACUGUGCUCGCGGUUGGACUCUGGGUGUUAGUGGGAAAGGGCAGUGUGGGGGGACUGUCGUUUUGUGAUUUAAUCACACACCGUGAAAACCCAGGAAGAAUGAAUGAAGCUCCUUCUGGGAGUUUAUUCCUACUCAUGCUUAAGAUUGAUGAUUUUGUGAAAUAAUAAAGAACAUGAUUUCAUUGAAGAGAUCAUUUCAUUAAGAUCUCUAAUCUGUUUUGAGUCUUUGCAAAAUAGCCAGUUAUAAAAUGGGGCUUGAUUUGUUUAGACUGAAGGAAGACAUUGUCCCAAGAUAUACUACAGAAGUGCUGCUGCAGUAUUUGUGAUAUUAAAAUGCCUUCCAGUUCCUCCAGGAACUGCAGGAAUGGUACAGUUACAGCUUGACAUAAACUCCAGCCCCCAACAAUACCAUGAGUUGCUUAGUCCAGGAGACCAGGGAGCUAAGGCAGGAUGGUUAGGCGGACAGACAAGGGACUGCAGAGAGGCUAUUUGAAGGUUAAGGACCCAGAGAGAAAUCGAGAGACCUCCUGCAGUAGCCAGGCCCAUCAGGAACCCUCAGGCACAGCAGUGGUGUGAACACCAGCCUGAUGCAGCGCAGGAUCCCUCCUGCUGGAACCUGUUGUAAGCUCCUAUUUGCUUAUCUCCUCAUUUAUUUCAGGCACAAAUCAAUGAAUCCCAUAACCCUGUGUACUGACUGCAGUGUAAGCUGCCGAGGAGACUGGUUCUGUUGGUCAGGCAGGUGUUUGCUCAGCCCUGUCUGAUCACGUCUGCUGUCCUGUCCCCAACUAGUGACCCAUGGAAGCUUCCAAGCAGUUUUCUCUUCACCAGUACUAACAUAACACUAAGAAGGCUUAGCACCACUCUUUCUGCGGGGCUGUUUGGAAGCACUGACUUGCUCUCCAGUCUGCUUCACAUGAGCAGUGUGUACACUACUGUAUCAUCACCAUUUGCUUCAUCCUGUAAACCAGGCUCCUCUGAAGAGACUCUGGUGAGAUGAACGUGAGGUAAAAAUUUCAUUCGGCAAAAAGUGUACAUAUGUGUGGUACUUUAUUUUUUAUGUUCUUUGUUUUAAUCCAGGGUAUUAGUCUCUGCUCUGGGAGAAAUGCACUCGCUCUGCAAUUUCCAGCUGGGCAAGUGUGUCUCUAGUAUUUCCAUGCAACUGAUAUGCUGGCUCCUGUAAGGCAAAUAGCAUUUUAGCCCGACAGGAAGAGGGGUCCACUUUCGCAUUCCCAGUGACUCCAACCAUCCCAGCUGCCCCCUCGCCACCUCUGCCUGCACCGCCCUCUGCCACCAUGGGAACAGGAGGAGGCUGAUGGUCUACACUGACCACCUCCAGAAUCCAUGUGCGGGAGAGCACCAGGGCCCACCAGGGGAGUGGAGCUGGGGCUCAGGGACCGUUCAUGCAGAUCUGAGCAAACCCCUUCUCUUCUCCAUCCACCUUUGCCUCCUAGGAAAGAAAAAGUCAGUGGCCCAUUCUCCCUCAGAAAUCAAGAACUCCUAAGUGUUUAAACCUGUCCUGGAGUCAGUGAAUGGGACAGGAGCCCAGGACUGAAGCCAGCCCUCACCUCUCGUGCCCCUUCCUGACUCUGGCCCUGGAGUAAUGAGGGGUUCUGUGCUUUGAUGGGGAGCAAGGAGGAACCCCUUGUAGGAAUAUCAGCCUCUCCCCUGCCCCCUACCCUCUCUCAUUGAUUGAAGGCUGCAGCAGAAGAGACUCCUCCUGAGACGGACUCCCCCACCCCCACCCACACACCGAGUGUCAUCAGUCCUAAAGGCAGGGAAACGCUCACAGAAUCCUGCCCAUGGGUUAGACGUGGGGAGAAGGAUAUUCCCAGCUCGAGUGAUUAGGUGAUCAACCAGAAACUAAGGCAAGGUGACAAGCAGCAGCCUGGGGUCACAGUUGCUCCAGGUCCCAGGCAUGUGGGCACCAGAGCACCCUCUGGAGCCACGCGGGCAGUUCAGGAUGCAAGGUCAGAGUGAGUGAGCGGUGCUCCUUCUGUGGGUCCUCCAGCCUCUAGUCAAGCCCCAGGUUCAUAAAUACGUUUGGAUUACAUUUUAAAACCUGUACCAACAGUCACACUUAAGCUCCCUAUUGGCUAGAAGAAACUCAUACUCCAGAUAACUUUCCCAUUCAACCUCCUGUAGAGACAAUACGCAGUCAUGUCACAGCACUGGUCCCCAUGAACAGUGGCUGACUCUGGCACUGAGUGACUUGCUGCACUCGAACCCCUAAACAGCUGCCUCUACUGCCUCCUCAGAAGCCACCCAAGCCGCUCAGUCUCUUGGUGCCUAGACACAAAGAUGAAAACUGGAGAACAGGGAGGGCCACAAGUUGGAGUCAUUGUACAGGUGGGGCUCUUUGAUCAUUUUGUUGCUUCUGGGUUUUUGAUUUUUGUUUUUAUCGAGAUGGAGUGUCAUUUUGUUACCCAGGCUGGAGUGCAGUGGUGUCAUCUUGGCUCACUGCAACCUCUGCCUCCUGGCUUCAAGCGAUUCUCCUGCCUCAGCCUCUCAAGUAGCUGGUACUACAUGUGUGCACCACUGCAUCCAGCUAGAUUAGGUAUUUUUAGUAGAGACGGUUUCACCAUGUUGGCCAGGCUGGUGUUGAACUCCUGACCUCAGGUAAUCCACUCACCUUGGCCUCCCAAAGUGUUGGGAUUACAGGUGUGAGCCACCACGCCCAACCUGGAGUUUUUUUUAUAAAACUUAUCUUCAGAGUGAUGUAUGAAAGACGAGCAGUAUCCUCUGCCUCUGUUUCUAAACUGGACAAAGAGAUUUUCAUAAAGUUUCUGUCUCCCUCCUGACAGGUUCCACAGUGUGGUCUGAAGCACCUGUGAUGUCAGAGUUCUUGUCUGGUUCUUGGUGGCAGGUGCACAAAGACAGUGGAGGCUUUCGCCUCCCAGUAGCCUCUCACAUACUUAUUUUCCCAUUUUUUUUUUCCCAAUUAAGGUAGCCUGGCUGAUUCUAAAAGACUUUAUAGCUGGCUGGGGGUGGUGGCUCACGUCUGUAAUCUCAGCACUUUGGGAGGCCAAGGUAGGUGGAUGGUAAGGUCAGGAGAUCAAGACCAUCCUAGCCAACACAGUGAAGCCCCAUCUCUACUUAAAAAAAAAUACAAAAAAAAAAGAAAGAAAGAAAAAAUUAGCCAGGCGUGGCAGUGCAUGCCUAUAGUACCAGCUACUCAGGGGGCUGAGGCAGGAGAAUUGCUUGAACCUGGGAAGUGGAGGUUGCAGUGAGCUGAGAUCGCACCACUGCAGUCCAGCCUGACAACUGAGGGAGAAUCUGUCUCAAAAAAAAAAAAAACUAAAAGCCAUCCUAGGUGCACCCAUCUCCGGGCAGGUUUCAAUGCAUCAGCAGACUCAGACACAGACGGGCACAGAUAGAGAACCAGGCGGCAACCUGCCUGCAGACCCACCCAGGAGAGCUCUGAUGGGCUCUGCCAGAUACCCCGCUUGCCUACCCGCAAGGGAGCAAUAUCGUACAUUUGUACAUCAGUUUUACCAAACACCUUCACAAGCAAUCUCUUCUAAUCCUCACGACGAUUCUAUACAAUGAGUUGGGGGAGAUACUGUCCUUAUUUUUCACAGCUGAAGAAACCAAAGCUCUUGGAAGUUUGUGACUUCUCUGAGGUCACAGCUGGUGAGUGGAGGAGCUGGGACAAGUGCUUGGCUUGACUGGCUUCUGGCUUUGGUGCUCUGCAAGAAGCCCUCUCUUUCCCCCCUCUUUCCUCAGUAGCAUCUGACUCUUCACAAGCAAACAGCUGUAUAAACAAAGCCCCCAUUUUUGUCAAGCAUAGGGUGGAUGUGACAUUGUUCCUACAACCUUAUUCUCUACUCAACAGCCACCUGUUUGGGGGAGAGGCCGCCUUCAGGUGACAGUGCAGCUGUCCAGGUGGCCAUGCACUGCACCAGGCUGAGAGAGACAAAGACCCCACAGACCCACCUGCUCCUCAGCAUCCAGUUAACUGCAGAAGCUUAGGCUCACCUCAAAGAUGUCUACUUUUUCCGUUACAAUAGAGCAGUUUCCUACAGAACACGCCCCUCCUCGAUUGCCAAGGAGCCGCAUUGCAUGGCAUGGGGCCACCACUGCCGGCCAGCAGAUUCCACCCCAGGAACGGUCAUGAACUCAGCCUUCGUCUCAAGGAGGAGUGUAACAUUGCCUUACAGCAAAGCCCCAUCAAACAGAAGUGCUUAUUAGAUAAUUUUAGGAUUAAAAAAGUAAUAACAGACUUUGACUUAAUACUGUCCUUUCAGAGGCAAAGGGGGUGGGUGGGGGGAGCUUUAAAAACAGAAGUUCAAAACAACAUCCUGGAAACAUAUGACCCCAGAUGGAAUAAUGUCGCAUUCCCCCAUGCAGAUAACUGGACUGCUGCUGGCUCUCUGGUGCCUGUCUGCUGAAGGUUUGCUCAGUCAAGGAAAUUCAAGUGGUGAGACCUCUCAGCCAUGGGUGGUAAAAGAAACCUGCCUUCACCAAAAUCUCUGAAGGGGAAAGAAGCAGAGAGAAAGGUUUGCUUCACUUUGGGGACUGCAGUUUGAGAAAUAAAAGGGAUAUAGAGAUUUUGCACUUUGUAGAAAGGGCAAGAUUAUUUGCUUAUAUCUGAAGGGAGGAGGGUCGUUUUGCUGGAUAUUUGGUCUGAAAGAGUUACUUUUGAUAAAGUUAAUCUAAUUGUAGUUAUUUUUUCUGUGUGCUUUUUUUUUAAUUACUAAAAAAAAAGAUUGGUGAGUUCAAUAGCUUUGGUAUUUGGAGGGCAAAUCCUAAUAGCUCCAAUGUGAAAACAAAUCAAAAGUGUAACCUGUGCUUCAAUGUUAGAAAAUUGCCUAAAAUGCAGUGUAAUAAAUAAUCUUUGUACCAAAUGGUAAUUUAAAUGGGGUAAUUUUCUGCAAGGAAAAUGUACUGUUUUUAUGUUUCCAGCCCUCUUGAAUUAAAAUAAAAACAACUUGUUUUCUAA